Aureobasidium melanogenum CBS 110374 is the source of this 3243-nucleotide messenger RNA. RefSeq names its product mitochondrial glycine dehydrogenase. The coding region runs from base 1 to 3243 and encodes 1080 amino acids. Lineage: Eukaryota; Fungi; Ascomycota; Dothideomycetes; Dothideales; Saccotheciaceae. Gene Ontology annotation, cellular component: glycine cleavage complex; mitochondrion. Gene Ontology annotation, molecular function: pyridoxal phosphate binding; glycine dehydrogenase (decarboxylating) activity; glycine binding. Gene Ontology annotation, biological process: glycine decarboxylation via glycine cleavage system. The transcript has 2 exons. The record is from RefSeq and is a predicted model, not a curated record.
AUGCAACAAUCACUGGUCGCUGCCGCAAGGCUUCGAUCUGCCUCACUGUGCCGAGGCUCUGUCACCUCUCUGACCAGCAGGCGAUGCCUUAACUUGUCUGCUAGAAGACAACUCCUCCAACCUAGCAAGCAUGUACGCCCUGCACAGUUCAGACCUUUCUAUUCGAGCACCGCUGCCGAGACUCAACUCGAUAGCGAGGGCAAUGCUCAAUCCAACCUCUUUGCGCCUCUCGACACAUUUGCCCGUAGGCACAUUGGCCCAUCGCCCGACGAUACCAUCGACAUGCUUAAGGCCUUGGACCCUCCUGCAAAGUCACUGGAUGAGUUCGUUACCCAAGUCUUGCCCGGAGACAUUCUCUCGUCUCGUGAUCUGAAGAUUGAAGGGCCCAAGAUCAAGAACAGCAAGGGUCAACCUGGUCAAGAGACGAGUUCAGAGGGUUUCUCAGAGAGCCAGUUGAUUGACAGACUCCGAGAUAUUGCUAGCGGAAACAAGCUGGUCAGAAGUUACAUUGGAUGCGGCUAUGCAGGCACGCGCGUGCCAGAGGUCAUCAAGAGAAACGUCCUCGAGAACCCUGCAUGGUACACAAGUUAUACUCCAUACCAGCCUGAGAUCAGUCAAGGAAGAUUGGAAUCCCUGCUUAACUUCCAGACUAUGGUUUCUGAUCUCACUGGUCUGCCCAUCUCCAACGCAUCUGUCCUCGAUGAGCCCACGGCGGCUGCUGAAGCCAUGACUUUGUCGAUCAACUCCCUCCCGGCCGCCCGCCAAAAGCGCCCCAACAAGGUCUACCUUGUAUCGCACCUGUGCCACCCUCAAACUAUCGCUGUUCUGGCCUCUCGCGCCGAGGGUUUCGGUAUCAAGAUUGAGGUUGACGACAUCCUCAAGGACGGAAGCAAGAGAGUGGAAGAGAUCGGCGAAGACUUGGUUGGUGUUUUGGGACAAUAUCCUGACACUCUUGGUGGAGUCCAGGACUUCAAGAACCUCUCCGAGAAGGUACACAAGCUCAAGGCAACUUUCAGUGUUGCUACCGAUCUGCUCGCUCUGACCGUGCUCACUCCACCAGGAGAGUUCGGUGCGGAUGUGGCUUUCGGAAAUGCUCAGAGAUUCGGUGUGCCAUUUGGCUUUGGCGGUCCUCAUGCUGCCUUCUUCGCCUGUAGCGAACAACACAAGCGCAAGAUCCCUGGUCGUCUGAUUGGUCUCUCCAAGGACAGACUAGGAAACCACGCCGCUCGUUUGGCUCUCCAGACCCGUGAGCAGCACAUUCGUCGCGAGAAGGCCACCAGCAAUAUUUGCACUGCACAGGCCUUGUUGGCAAACAUGAGUGCCAUGUACGCUGUUUACCACGGACCUGAGGGCUUGAAGGCUAUUGCUCACAGAGUCAUCAACUCUACUCGUGUGGUUGCCGAAGCUGCUACGAAGUGCGGAUACACAAUUGAGACUACUGGCCCAUUGUUUGACACUGUUGUCAUCUCAGGAGGCCCUGUUUCUGGCAAGGCUAGUGAUUUCGCCAAGCUCGCUGAGCAAGAGUACAAGACUAAUCUCAGAGUCGUCGAUGAGAACCGCAUUGGUAUCACCCUUGACGAGACUGUGGAGAAGGAAGACCUCCAAGCUAUCAUUGACCUACUCUCUGGUGCCGCCAAGUCAUCAUCGGGGCUUACUGUAGACAGCCUUGUCAAGGAUCUUGGCCUGUCAGCAGACAAGGCCGUUUCCCAUGUACCUGACGAGCUCCGCAGAAAGAGCUCAUUCUUGACACACCCUGUUUUCAACACACACCACUCCGAGACCAAUAUUCUCCGCUACAUUCACCACUUGCAGUCAAAGGAUCUUUCUCUUGUCCACUCCAUGAUUCCUCUCGGAUCUUGCACCAUGAAACUCAACGCCACAACCGAGAUGAUCCCCAUCACCUGGCCGGAAUUCUCAAACAUCCAUCCCUUCGCCCCUCCGGAGCAAGCCAAGGGUUACAAAACUCUGAUUGAUGAACUCGAAGCCGAUCUUGCAGAAAUUACUGGCUUCCACUCGGUGUCAUUACAACCCAACUCUGGUGCUCAGGGUGAGUUUACUGGUCUGCGUGUCAUUCGCAAGUAUCUCGAGCAACAGCCUGGCAAGAAGCGCGACAUUUGUCUGAUCCCGGUCUCUGCUCAUGGUACCAACCCUGCUAGUGCAGCCAUGGCCGGUAUGCGUGUCGUGACCAUCAAGUGUGAGAGCGGCACCGGAAACCUUGACAUGGCAGACUUGAAGGCCAAGUGCGAAAAGCACAAGGAUGAGCUUGGUGCCAUCAUGAUCACAUACCCUAGCACUUUUGGUGUGUUUGAGCCUAAGGUCAAGGAGGCCUGCGAUCUGGUUCACAAGCAUGGCGGUCAAGUGUACAUGGAUGGCGCCAACAUGAACGCACAGAUUGGUCUCUGUUCGCCUGGUGAAAUUGGUGCUGAUGUUUGUCAUUUGAACCUUCACAAGACCUUCUGUAUUCCUCAUGGAGGCGGCGGUCCUGGUGUUGGACCAAUUGGUGUCGCGGAGCAUCUUGCUCCAUUCUUGCCUGGCCAUCCUUUGGUCAAGACUGGUGGCGAGCAAGCCAUUGCACCUAUCAGUGGUGCACCUUGGGGUAGUGCCAGCAUCUUGCCCAUUAGUUGGGCAUACGUGAAGAUGAUGGGCGCUCGUGGCUUGACACACGCCACCAAGAUCACAUUGCUGAACGCCAAUUACAUUCUUUCUCGUCUGCGUCCUCAUUACCCUAUCCUCUACACCAACGACAACGGUCGCUGCGCUCACGAGUUCAUCUUGGAUAUCCGCAAGUUCAAGGAGUCUGCUGGAAUUGAAGCUAUCGAUGUUGCGAAGCGUCUUCAAGACUAUGGCUUCCACGCACCGACGAUGAGCUGGCCCGUCGCUAACACGCUGAUGAUUGAGCCCACAGAGUCAGAGAGCAAGGAGGAGCUAGAUCGCUUCUGUGAUGCUCUGAUCUCCAUCCGCAAGGAAAUCACAUUGAUUGAGGAAGGCAAGCAACCCAAAGAAGGAAACGUGCUCAAGAUGGCACCUCACAGUGUCAAGGAUAUUGUGACUUCAGACUGGGAGUCGAGACCCUACAACCGUGAGACAGCAGCUUAUCCUUUGCCUUGGCUCAAGGAGAAGAAGUUCUGGCCUAGCGUCACCAGACUUGACGAUGCAUACGGAGACAUGAACCUCUUCUGCACCUGCGCCCCGGCAGAGACCUUCGAAGACAUGACUGGUGCUGCAGCACCCAUGCCUACUUAA